GGGGGGCACGACUCACCGGGACAGAAUCCUUACAAAAAGGCCAAUUCUUAGAUUGCCUGUGGAUGGGACUGUCCGUCAGUAGGCACUCCUGCAGGCAAAGGGAAAGAGGGGAAGGAGAGAAACUACAGUCAAUCCGUUACCCGAGUAACCUACUCCUUCGCGAAAACUAUCAACAGAAAAUCCAGGAUGCCAAAACAUAAAAAGAGAGACAAAAAGAACUGUUGAGAAAAAUCACUUCUCCACAGACUGUUCUUCCUGGCUAAAACAUACCCCGAGAUGGUUGACAAAAAAGACCUGGGAGGAUACUAUGAAAACUUGUUUCAGAAACUCCAGUGCUCUCACCAAGCAGAAGGAAUUACAGGUCUCCUGUUGCUGUAUUCUAGCCAUGUUAUUCAUGUAUUAGAGUCUUCCAGUGAUGUAUUAUAUUCAGUGAUCCGGGAUCUAAAAGAUAUGCAACAACAAGAAAGAGCUUUACUUUUGGAGCCCAAAAUUCUGUUAAUGUCACAUAACAUUCCAAGCAGACUCUUCCAGCAAUGGGAAUAUAAUGUCCUGAAUAUCACUGCAGAACGUCUGGAUGAUACUUUACAGGGGGAACCAAUUGAGAAGAUCAUCAGUGAAUUUCUAACUUUGCUUCUUAAGCUGGGAAUACACAUGCAGAAAACCUACAAGGAAUUCCCCAAUAAACCACUCAGUUCUGUGCUGGACAAUGUGCCAGAACUGAUUGUUCCCCAGGAGUUGAUUGAAUGUCUCCUGAAAUCAAAUGAACUUUUAACUCCUCACCAAUUCUUGGACAUCUAUGAUGCUUCCAUAAGUGUCAUUAUGGAUUCAGAAUUUGUAUGGCCCAAGCCAGAACAUUUACUGCCGGAGACCAGAAAAUGAUGGUUAAAUGUGCUCGGUUUGGUUUAUAUACGUAAACAUGGUACUCCAGUUUCAUCAAUGAUGGAUGUUGUGCAGUUUUGUUGAGAAAGUGCACUGUUUAGCAAGAAUUAUUAAUGUAAGAAACAGGAAAGUGUAUCACACACCAAAAAACAGUCAAAUCCAUUGGACUACUUUUUACAGUUAUGAAAUAUAUUUGUCUUAUGUUAAAGGUAUCACCAAGACCUCAAAGUGUCCAAGAGGAUGCUCUGGGAAUGAAGUCUUCUUGUUACUAAAUAUGUUUUAUUUGGAAUAACAAUCAGAUUGAAUUAUCAAACUCAUUGAGACUUCACAGUGAGCAAAGUAAAGUACAUCUAGUUUUAAAUCUAGUUCAGGCUGAUGGAAUGACUUCUGGCUGUGGAGGCUCACAAUGAAUUGUGUCUGGGUGGUCUUGCCUAAUGUUUUCUGUAAGUUGUGUGGUUUGUGAGGACUCAGCACCCUGGAAGGUUCAGCACAGGAUGCAUCGACUUUCCUGCUCCUCUGAUGCUGCCUGGCCUGCUGAGUUCCUCCAGCUCCACACUGUGUUGUCUCUGACUCCAGCAUCUGCAGUUCUUACUAUCUCCGAUGCUCACAAGUUGUCCCAGUUAGGGUACUGCACUAUUUCCACCCAGGCCAAAACAAUGUACGGCCUGGAUCUUCCAAUCUGAGCUGGAAUUCAUAUUUCUGACCCGGUGCCAGGCUAAAUUUUGCCGCCCUUAACUUUGCAGGAGUUAUCAGGUCUUGAUUCAGAAUACAUUGCAAAAGAAGCACAUCAGCUAACCACACAGAGACAGCGUCGGAGCAGUCCACUGUAAAAGCCAUGCUCCUUUGUUACAGCAGUAAAUGCCAUAUUCCAGUAAGUAAAAUGUCUAGAGCUCCCAAAGCCACUUUGACACUUACUGAGCGAAGGUAAGUGGGGAAGUACCAGGUGGGUAAAAGUAAAGUCACCAUAGUCCUUCCCUCUCAUUAGAGAGAGACAACUGGUUGUGGUUUAACCUGGGGUUCACUAUACCUCAAGUGAGGGGAGAGGUUGAGAAGCAGAGUCUACCAUAGAUAACCUCAGCUAGUGUGGGAAUUGAACCUGUGCUAUCAGCACCACUUUACACUGCAAACCAGCUGCACAGCUAACUGAGCUAAAGGUGACAGGGGUGGAUCAAUCUGGAGUCCGUAAGGUGGGAUGUCCGUGGGUCGGGACACCUGUCUCAGAGGGGCUCAGUGUUAAUGAUUCGAGGCUCCAGCGGUGGGUCCAGCCGUCUUUUGAUGUACUGAGGAGUUGUAGGUGGUUUUAAUCCUCCAACCUUUCCUGCUUAACUAAUAAGUUAGACCCGUACAAAGUCUCUGACUCUAACUCAGAGCUGGUGACUUUUCAGAGUGUUCCCGGUGCUGGGAUAGUUGCCUAUUUGAAGUUUAAACUUCCUGGGGCAUGCCAUGUGCUUGGUGUGUCAGGAUCUCUGGGAGGUCUCACUAUGCACCUUCUAGAGUUAGUCCAGUCUUGGACUAUCUAGACACAGGGAGAUCUGGGCCAUUAAAGUUCAAACGCAUCCAAAUGAACAGGCUGCAAGCUUGGUAAAAAAUGUAGAGGGGACUUUGAUCUCAGCUCGUGUCUUAAUAAAUCUGAGUUUCCUGUGUGAAACUGACCAAAAUGUGCAUGAAAUUGGAAAUCGCACCUUGAGGUAGCACACACAUGGUGAGCUUGGAGGUAUGACUCAAGACUACAACAUGAAAGUGAAGUUGAAAGAAAUGGCUACACAUUUUAUGUUUAAGAUUUUCUCCCUGCCAGAGAAACCAGGGUGGCAUUUUUCCCACAGAGACCCUGGGCAAAUGGUAGUGCCCCUUGCAGGGCAGAAAGUUGAUUGGUGAAGGAGUGGAUUCAGCUGAACUUUAUACACAGAAGCAUGGCUUUAGUGAUGCAAUGGCUAUGCUCCCCAGUUGACUGGGGAGGCUGGGAGAGGUGCUGUGUCAAAGGAAAGGGCUCACCAGGCACUUGGACCUUCUCAAUCUGCAGCAGCUUGGAAUGGGCUUCUCCUCCAACCACCUCACCCCACCUCCCCAUCCAUUCCUUCACCCAAACCCAAACACAAACCAAGUCUCUCCCUCUUCCCUAGGAUCUGAGGGACAGCAGUAAGACACAAUUUCUCAAUGAUGGGAUGAAGAGGUCAGCCUCUACAAGCAAGCCACGGAGCCAGAGUCAUACAAUACAGAUACAGACCCUUUAGACCAACAAAGUUUCCCAAACUAAACUAGCCCCACUUGCCUACGUUUGGCCCAUGAUUAACUGAGGAAGUGAGCAGCAGGGGUAUGCUCCCUCUGACUUAGAGACAGAAUCCAGAAACUCAGGGAGCCAUGGCAGGUGACUGGCACAAUGCUUGUUGGUGCUGAGCGCUACCCUCUGAUUUCCCAGCAUUGUCCUGCACAGCACACCUCAGCACAACAGUAAAUGUGCAGCUUCACUCAUUCACCCCUCUCUCCAAGCUUCUCAGAUCCCCAGCUGAAUACUCACACUCACACUCACCUUCUGACACCCAAAUCUCACAGUCAUAAACAUAUGAACAAAUGUAUGAAGAUAAGAAGCAGACCAUUCAGGUCAAACUCCACAUUCCCACCUACCUCCAGUAACCUUUGACUCCUUUGUUAGUUAAGAAUCUAUCUACCGCUGCCUUAAAAAUAUUCAAUGGCCCCACCUCCAAUGCUCUCAGGGGGCAGGAUUUAACAGAAUCACAGAAGUAUUUACAGUUUAGAAGGAGGCUGUUCAGCCUAUUGUGUCUGUACUGGCUCUGAAGACUCUCAAUCCCCUGGGAGAAAAUAUUCUCCUCUUUUCCCUCUGAAAUGGUAGACCUGGUUUUUUUAGACUUGUGUCCCCUAGUUCUCGUCUCCCCCACAAGUGGGGGUACACACUUUCAACAUCUGCCUGUCAACUUGCCUCAGGAUCUGAAACGUUUCAGUAAGUUAAUAAACUCUAAAGGAUACAGCCUUGGCCUGUCCAUCUU
Messenger RNA from Rhincodon typus (whale shark), 3881 nucleotides. RefSeq names its product testis-expressed protein 47. The record is from RefSeq and is a predicted model, not a curated record. Gene Ontology annotation, molecular function: FAD binding; blue light photoreceptor activity. The coding region runs from base 277 to 879 and encodes 200 amino acids. Lineage: Eukaryota; Metazoa; Chordata; Chondrichthyes; Orectolobiformes; Rhincodontidae. The transcript is spliced from 7 exons.